AUGAAGACCUUAUUCGUUUUUGCCCUUGUGAUGAGUGUUUGGUCUUGUUCUGGGUUGCCGGUGUAUGACUAUGAACCAUCCAUCAUGGAAGAAGCUCUGCGUGCCUCCAUUGGAAGAGUGAAUUCUAGAUCACAAUGGCCAGCCCUGUUUGGCGUCGUCAGGAGCUACGUUAGAGGGGUUGACCUGUUGGAUAACAAUGACUACAGUAUAGUGCUGGACUUCAUUGUUCGAGAAACCACCUGCACUAAAGAUUCAGAGAAGGAUCCGUCCUUGUGUGACUUCAGAAUGGGACGCUAUGUGCAAACGGCCUUCUGCAGAAGUACAGUGCGGGUCUCUGAAGAGCAGAUACAGAACUUGGCAGUUUACUGCAGCCAGGAUGGGUCCAGCUCAGAAUCCUCAAGCAGCGAGGAGGUAAGCAAUGGGAAAAUUUGCUUGUGCCAUGCAGCUUCGUCUUAA
Molecule: messenger RNA, 456 nt
Organism: Gopherus evgoodei (Goodes thornscrub tortoise)
Lineage: Eukaryota; Metazoa; Chordata; Testudines; Testudinidae
Gene: SPP2
Product: secreted phosphoprotein 2
Exons: 4
Coding region: 1-456 (151 amino acids)
Biological process (GO): bone remodeling
Cellular component (GO): extracellular region
Source: RefSeq, a predicted model, not a curated record